AACCUAGAUAAAUAUCUAUAUAUUUUAAAAUAUUUUUAAAUAAUUUAUAAAAAUGUAAAAACCAAUUCCGCAUAGGUGCGUAAAUUAAGCUCUUGUUCUUUUAUCAAUUUUGUGUACUUUUGAUGAUAAUGAUGAUAACAAAUUAGACUUAUUAUUCAUAAUUUUUUUUUGAAACAUAUUAUUCAUAAAUUUAUAAAAAAUAAUGCUUGAUACAAGUUCAAUAUAACAAAGUUCAAACAUUUACACUUCUAAUAUCAUAUAAUUUCAAACACAAUAUACAUAAGUUUAAACACAUUUUAACAAAAUUCUUCUGCAUCAGCAUUAUAUAGUAAACUUUUGUAAUAGAACCAAUCUACAAAAAUGACACUAAAACACAAAACAUCAUCUUCAAAAACUUUACUAGAUCAGACUUCUUUGAGAAGUUUGCUCUCAUUAGUUAAAUACAUAAAUAAAUAAGUAUAUUGCUAACUUCAUCAUUAUAUAUGAUAAAGUUAUAAAGUUCAUUUAGGAGGUCUGAAAUUGAUACACAUGAACAAAUAAGAAAUUUUCAAAAUUAGUUUUAAAUUUGGAGAAAACAUAAGUUUCUUAAAAUUAACGUAGAAGAUUCCUUGAGAAGUUUACUCACAACAAACUUCUUUAGAAAUCUCAUUUUGCGUUAUUUCUGCAAUUACAAGUUCAAGAAUGAAGAAUUCUCAAGAAAUAUGCUCUAUUAGCAGACUUUUUGAGAAGUCUUGUUUUGUAUAUAUUAUUGGGUUAGUUUUGUAUUUAGAUAAAUUUUUGAUUUUACUAGAGUAAACUUCUUUAAAAGUCUUCUCUGGUAAUAAAAUUAGAUCAAAAGUUUGCAAAAUUCUAACUUUUUGUCUUAUUACGUCACACGAAGUCUCCGAAAUGUUGUAAGAAAUCUACAUAGAUUAGUUAUGCAAUUGUCCAUAUUUGAUUUUAUAAGAUAAAACGUUUAGAAAAUAUUUUAUUAUUCUUUUGUCAAUUACAAAACUGAUAUGAGCUGAUUUUUUGUGACACCUUAUAAACGUCUUCUCAUCUGGGAGGAGACUUCUUUGCAAGUUUACUAUGAAAAGUGGAAUAUCUGCAAAAUUUUGGUCAAAAACAAAAUUAACCUCGUUUUAACAUAGAUUUUUGGGAAACUUACUCGAUUUUUUUGUUUGAUGAGAAGUCUUCGAUGUGAAAAAUUCAUAUAUAAUACAUAAAUCUAGUGAGAGGUCGUAUUUAGCUUCUUUAAGUACCCAAAUCCCCUUAUUAUUAAAAAGGAAGCAAAAAAACAGAGUAACCUCGAAAUGGUAAUAUAUUUACAGGCUUGCCAUUAUGGCGACGUGUCAGACAGAUAGAGCUUCUCAGACCCCUUUGGAAAACAGCCACACUCACCCUAGCAAUUUACUAUUAUUGCCAUUGGACAGACAUUUGAUAUAUGCAUCUCUCGACUAUUAAGCUCAUUUAGUCAAUGCUGUGUAUAAUUCAUAUAACAUUAGUUGAUAAUGUUCUUCUAUAUUAAUUUGGAAUAAUCGCUGACCAAGUUGAACUCUAUCACACAUAUCAUCUACUAUCACCAUUGUGCUUAAUCAAACUAUGUCCGUUUGAUAUCCUCUGUUUCAUGCUCAUCAGUUUCUAUGAUCAUUUCCAAGGAUUUAAAACACAAAAAGUUAAAUACGUUUAUUAAGAUAGAAUCAUAAACAAAUAUAUGACCAGUUCAAUUUGCUGGAAAUUUUUUGGAGUUUUAUUGUAUUCUAAAUAGUCUUUGUAAAAUUGGAGAAACCUUUUUUUUUAAUAUUCAAAUGUUAUUAUGAUCAUAAAUGCAAAGUUACAAAAAAAUGUUUUAAUUUUAACAUGUUUUCCGUGGCCAGUCUUUAUUUUUUGAGUAAAAUAAAACUCCAAAAAUGUUAAAUCAUAAUUUUGUCAAAUGUUCAUGUAUAAUAUUUACUUCAUCUCAUCAAUUCAAAAUCGUAAAUGGGAAGAUUAUGAUCUUUCAAAUAGUAUAAAACGAAUAAGAUUUAGGAUACAAAUGAGUGCUGUUUUUGUAAUAUGGUGAUCUCAAACGUGAAUUAAGGUAUUUAUUUUGGUCAAUAUCAUAUUGUAUAUGGAAAUACUGGAUUGCAAUCACGCAUAAUUUUGAAUUUAUGUAAUAAGUGCUGAUUGCCGUGAAUAAUAUUAUUUUCAAUAAUAGAAAAUCACAAACGGAAUCCUUGAUUUUCAAGUUUAAUAAUAACCUAAAAUAGUCUUCUGUGGUAUCUAUUAAUUUCCAAAAACAAAACAUUACAAUAUAUUUUAACUGACAAAUUGCCAAUUAGUUUGAUCAAGAAUAUAUUUUGGGUAAUAUCGCAUUUAUGCGGAAAUAAAUGAAACUAUUAUAAAUAUGGAAGAUGGUAUUGCUUCAACGAUAUCGUGUUCUCUCUAUUUCUUAAGCUCUAAUUUUCUGUGACUAUCGAUUCUAAUGGCAGGUUUGGACUUUGUUAGCGAUUUGAAGCCGUUCAAGUCGAUGUGGAAAAUUCGUGUUAAGGUGAUUCGUCUUUGGAAGCAAUAUACUUGUGCUCUGGGAGAAACAAUGGAAAUGGUGUUAGCUGAUUCAAAAGUAAGCACGCUGUUGACAACAUAUAUAUUUGAUCAUUUUGAAACUCUUCUUAUGUUGCUAAUUUAUCUUGCAGGGCGAUAUGAUCCAUGCUACUGUGAAGAAAGAAUUGGUCAGCCAGUUCGUGACCUUAAUCAGUCAAGGUGAAUCGAAGUUGAUGGUGAAUUUCAUCGUCACAAUGGCUGCUGGAUCUUAUCGCCCCACAAAGCACCCUUACCGAAUUGUGUUCCUCCCGACGACUCGACUAAGAAUGUGUGAUGCUUUGCCUUCAAACUUGACUGGUUUAGACCCGGUCAAGUUUGAGUCUAUUAAGGAUGGUAGUCAGAACACGGACUACUUGGUUGAUGUUAUCGGACAGAUUGUUGAGGUUUCCCAUGUGGAAGUUGUUUCUGUGAAUGGAAAAGAUACCCAGAAGCUGUCACUGGAAUUAAGGAACCAGGAUGAUGAUCGUCUGCCGAUGGUGCUAUGGGGUAAAUUUGCGACAGAUGUCAAUGAUGCUAUCCAGCUAAGAGGUGAACAUAAGAUCAUCGUAGUGUUGCGUUUCGGCAAAAUAAAAGUCUGGAAAGAUGAACGUUCCAUCUCGAAUGCAUACAAUGUUUCCGAUGUUGCUUUGAAUCCUAAUUUGGAGGAGGUUCAGACGUUUAUUGAAUUGUUACCUAAGGAUGAUAUGGCCUUGGCCAUUGUUGACCCUAAGCCUCUUGCAUUAACUAAUGGUGUUUCUGACAAGGAUGAUUUCUUUAUCCAUACUCCACGGAAAAGCAUUGCUGAUGUGAAGGCUUCAAGACAGGUAUGCAUUUUUUUAGAUCUUGGAUAUCUUUACACUUUAGAAAACCACCGUUUAUGAUAUCAUAUCGUUUAUGUAUCAGGUGGAGAAGUGCGUUGUUAUGUGCACUAUUGCCGGGAUUGAUUCAGACAUGGGGUGGUUCUAUCUGAGCUGCAAGGUGUGUUCAAAGAAAGUGCUCACAGUGCCCAGCGAGUCUGAGGAUGAUGGACUCGAUUUGUUCAAGCACAAUUACUUUUGUGUGAAAUGCAAUCAGCACGACCCCCGACUUAUUCCUAGGUUACUAAUAUGAAAUUUUGAAUAUUAUACUUGAUUUAUUUAUUUGAAUUACUUUAGUUUUAAGUAAGUUAAACUUUUAUGUUCCAGGUAUAAGUUGCAUGUGGUUGUACUCGAUCAUACAAGUGACACUAAGUUCCUACUGUUUGAUAACCUAGCACUUCAGCUCUUACAUCAGCCUUGCAUUGAGCUGACUGGACCCAUAACCGAUGAGGAGGUUCAAGAACCGUAUCUUUUGCCGGCUGCUAUCAACAAUUUGGUUGGUAAAACCUUUCUCUUCAAGAUACAGAUCGAGCGGGAAAACUAUCUGUACAAGCAUGAAACUUACAAGGUGUUGAAGAUUAUCACUAACACUGAUAUGAUUUCUCAGUUUGACCUGACUCAAUCCCCAACGGGAAGUGAAACUUUCAAAGCUAUUGAUAACAGUAUUGUUUCUGAUGCACCAGAGGGUUCGAUGAUGUUGCGUGGCUGUUCAUCUCAGCAGUCUGACUCAACGAGUCUAACUCCAGCUAAAAGAAUUGGGGCACCGGUUAUCAAUCUGGAUGAAACAUUUGACCAGACUUCUGUUACGCGCACUAAUUGUCCAGUGAAGAUCAAGAAGGAGAAGAAAGAUAAAAGUGGCUAAAGCGGUUUAUUUGAAUUUUAAGAGAGUAGAGGUUUUAUUUUCUUCAAGAACUUGCAUGUUUUUCAGAUUUUUUUUGGGUUUUCUGUUUUGCUUCACUUUGUUUCAUUUUUAGUAACUGGGAUUUUUUCCCAGCUUGCGUGUUGUCUACCUUUAUUUAAUAUAUGUACCCUCUACUCUCAUUUUAAUUAUGUUUCAACCUCUUUUUAUGUUUUUCUAUAUAUGCAACUAAUAUUCCUUCCGUGAGUAGUUUGAUUUUGAUCAAACUUAAAGUUUCAAAUAACACAGCAUAAACUCGGUUGCUUUAAGAGUUGAGAAAAUUAAAUUUUGUUACCUUGCAAACUUGGAUUCGUGUAUAAUUUCUAUAUAUUUUGUCAGAAGUCUAGAUUCUCCUUAUUUAUUACUAACAUAGUUUCUAAUAUAAAUCAAGGAUGGUGAAUUCAUGCUAAGGGUAUUUUUUUAAAAUUUAGUAGGUUGACGUAGAUUGUUCAACCUACUAGGAUAUUAUACCAAAUCGUGUAACUAUUAAUUUAAAGUUAUAAACUGUAAAUAAAAUUUUAAAUAAAUGUUCUGUGUCUUACCCUUUCGCGAGAUAUGAACAAUGAGUGCUACGUUCUUCCAAAUAAUAAUUUGGAACGUUCUAUGGACUUUAUACACCGAACUGACAUUUUAAAUGGAAUCGUUAACAAAUAUAUGAACUGUUAAAGGGUAGAGAUGUUUUUCACAAUUAUGAUUCUAAAUAUCACAUGUAAAAUUGGAGAAAGCUCUUUUUUGUUUUUGGUGAUGUUAUUAUGAUCCUUUUUAAUUACAGGUACAAACAAAAUGAUAUUUGAUUUCAAAAUAAUUUUAUUAGUCAGUCCAAAAUACUUGAAUAAAAUAAGUAUUACCGGAAUUUAAAAUCAUUAUUUCCAUAUAUCAAAAUGUAUAAUAUUUACUUCAUCUCAUCAAUUCAAAAUCGUAAAUUGGAAGAUUAUGAUCUUUCAAUUAAUAUCAACCGAAUAAGAUUUAGGAUACAAAUGAGUGCUGUUUUUGUAAUAUGGUGAUCUCAAACGUGAAUUAAGGUAUUUAUUUUGAUCUAUAUCAUAUUGUAUAUGGAAAUACUGGAUUGCAAUCACGCAUAAUUUUGAAUUUAUGUAAUUAGUGAUGAUUGCCGUGAAUAAUAUUAUUUUCACAGUCAAGGAAAUCACUACCGGAAUCCUUGAUUUGCAAGUUUAAUAAUAACCUUAAAUAGUCUUCUGUGGUAUCUAUUAACUUCCAUAAACAAAACAUUUCAAUAUAUUUUAACUUGAAAAUUUCCUAUUAGUUUUAUCAAGCAUAUAUUUUGUGUAAUAUCGCAUUUAUGCGGAAAAAAAUGAAACUUAUAUAAAUAUGGAAGAUGGGAUUGCUUCAACGAUAUCGUGUUCUCUCUAAUUCUUAAGCUCUAAUUUUCUGUGACUAUCGAUUCUAAUGGCAGGUUUGGACUUUGUUAGCGAUUUGAAGCCGUUCAAGUCGAUGUGGAAAAUUCGUGUUAAGGUGAUUCGUCUUUGGAAGCAAUAUACUUGUGUUCUGGGAGAAACAAUGGAAAUGGUGUUAGCUGAUU
Messenger RNA from Brassica napus (rape), 5836 nucleotides. RefSeq lists its product as uncharacterized. The coding region runs from base 2661 to 3422 and encodes 253 amino acids. The transcript is spliced from 8 exons. NCBI's taxonomy places the organism in Eukaryota, Viridiplantae, Streptophyta, Magnoliopsida, Brassicales, Brassicaceae. The record is from RefSeq and is a predicted model, not a curated record.